Molecule: messenger RNA, 303 nt
Organism: Peronospora matthiolae
Lineage: Eukaryota; Oomycota; Peronosporomycetes; Peronosporales; Peronosporaceae
Source: the annotation of a GenBank genome assembly
AUGAGCGACAAGAAGGAGAUUCCGUCCGAGUACCGCAUCUCGGAGAAGUGGGACAAGUGUCUCGAGAACUUUGCGCUCUACUUCGGCACUGGCCUCGUCGCUGGCGGCCUCACGUCCCUCGUCUUGGCCCGUUCAGGUGCUGGGCGUGGACUGGUGACGGGCCUGGGCGCGGGGGCAGGAGCUGGCUCGAGCUGGACCACGUGUCAGAUGGCGUUUGCUGGCCACGACGAGGCGAAGGCUGCUCUGAACAAGGCGGACAAGACGGUGGGGGACUUGAAAGACAAGCUCUCGGGCUCGAACUGA